AUGUGCUUCAAAAUUAUUUACUUUUUAUUUUUCAUUGCUCUCGUGUCAGCGCGGCAUACAGUACGCUACGAUGAACUUGAUGACGAGGACCACCAUUUGCUGCGAGCGGCGUAUGAGACUCCUUCGUACGAUCACGACGAGUACCAAGAACAGGAUGACAUGUCCCUAGGCAAGCUGGACUUGCUAAAAGACGGGCUCUGGGCUGUGAAGGCUAAGAUAAAAGAACUCAAAGCUUUUAAUAAAGCCAUGGCAGCUAAUUUUCUGGCUACCAAACUAAAGGUGAAAGAAUUGCUGGCGAACAGCAUCCCUUUGAAGAAACAUCAUCAUGCAGAUAAGAAACCGUCGUAUAAUUAUCAGGCUCCAUCAUAUCAGCCACAGUACUCGGCACCACAGUACACAGCGCCGGCGCCCCAAUACUCCGCACCUCAGUUCUCCGUGCCUCAAUACUCCGCGCCCCAGUACUCCGCGCCCCUGCAUGUGGAGCCGCCGUACACCGAGCCCCACAACCCACAGUACGCAGAGCCCCAGUACGCACCAGUACAGCACCAACACGAUCCCUACUACGGACAUUAA
Molecule: messenger RNA, 573 nt
Organism: Spodoptera littoralis (African cotton leafworm)
Lineage: Eukaryota; Metazoa; Arthropoda; Insecta; Lepidoptera; Noctuidae
Source: the annotation of a GenBank genome assembly